AUGUCUACCUCGGAUCUACCUCGCUGUAGUUCAUGUUUACGGUCUUGGAAUGUCGUGGCACGUGCCCGUUCAUCUCGUAGAACUAAAGCAGGACCAAAGGGUACUCCUCUGCCACGUUGUGAGGCGUGUCAUUGGGCAAGAUUUAAGUCUAACAAUCGAUCAAAUCGCAAUGCGGAUCUCCUGCCACAACCAUCCAAGAUCAUAACGUUUGCUGCAUUCAAAGAGGAAGUGUACCUACUCGGCCAACAACUGGACUGGAAAUCCUUCUCGGCCGUCAUUUUUGACAUUUGGAAUGGAGAUAGUCAAGACGUUCGGGCCAUUUAUUCCCGUAUCAGUGCUCUCGUCCACGAACAUACGGG
Messenger RNA from Acaulospora colombiana, 359 nucleotides. NCBI's taxonomy places the organism in Eukaryota, Fungi, Glomeromycota, Glomeromycetes, Diversisporales, Acaulosporaceae. The record is from the annotation of a GenBank genome assembly.